Messenger RNA from Microthlaspi erraticum, 2223 nucleotides. NCBI's taxonomy places the organism in Eukaryota, Viridiplantae, Streptophyta, Magnoliopsida, Brassicales, Brassicaceae. The record is from the annotation of a GenBank genome assembly.
AUGUCUGGUUUGCUCAACAAACUAUCUCCGGCCAGACGGGUCCUCAAAAGCGACGACCUUCCUCUGUUUUACCAUGACCAAAAGUCAGCAGACGUUCAGAGAUCCCAGAGAGACACAGCGCGAGUUUCCGUCUCACUCGCAGAGCUUCUCAAGAGCGUGGAAGAUGAACGAAAUAACCCGAGUAAGGCUUUAGAUGUUGCCGUUGCCUCCAAUUUCUGGACCUCGGUUCCAACUUAUUCAGGUCCUUCUUCUUCUCCGUUUGUGCUCUCCUUCAAAGACUUGACUUACAGCGUGAAGAUCAAGAAGAAGUUUAACCCGCUCACCAUUUGCGCGAAUUCGCCUUCUGAUGAUAUGGAGAUGAGUACUAAGGUGCUUCUCAAUGGCAUCUCCGGUGAAGCACGAGAAGGAGAGAUGAUGGCUGUUCUUGGAGCAAGCGGUUCAGGGAAAUCAACGCUCAUCGACGCAUUAGCAAACCGUAUCGCCAAAGAGAGCCUACGAGGCUCCAUUACUCUAAACGGGGAAGUUCUUGAAUCACGCCUGCAUAAAGUCAUAUCAGCGUACGUGAUGCAAGACGACCUUCUCUUCCCGAUGCUCACCGUGGAAGAAACGUUAAUGUUCUCUGCAGAGUUCAGGCUCCCAAGCUCCUUAUCCAAGAAGAAGAAAGCAGCGAGAGUUCAAGCUCUCAUCGACCAGCUCGGGUUAAGAAGCGCUGCGAAAACAGUGAUUGGCGAUGAAGGACACAGAGGCGUCUCCGGUGGAGAAAGAAGACGAGUCUCGAUCGGAAUUGACAUUGUUCAUGACCCGAUCAUCCUCUUCCUCGACGAGCCAACCUCAGGUCUAGACUCAACAAGCGCCUUCAUGGUUGUUAAAGUGCUUCAGAGAGUCGCGCAAAGCGGGAGCAUAGUGAUCAUGUCGAUCCAUCAGCCGAGUUACAGAAUCCUGGGCUUGCUCGAUAAGUUAAUCUUCCUUUCCAGAGGGAACACAGUUUUCAGCGGCUCGCCGACGAACCUCCCUCGGUUCUUCUCGGAAUACGGCCAUCCGAUUCCGGAGAACGGGAACAGAACGGAGUUCGCGUUAGAUCUCAUCCACGAGCUGGAAGAUUCAACGGAAGGAACAAAAGAUCUAGUCGAGUUCCACAAGCAAUGGAGGGCAAAGCAAAAUUCAUCAAGCCAGAGCAGGAGAAACAGUAUCAACGUCUCUCUCAAAGACGCAAUCAACGCGAGCAUCUCCAAAGGGAAGCUUUUCUCCGGAGCGACGAAUCUGAAAUCGUCGUUUCAGACUUUCGCAAACCCGUUCUGGACUGAGAUGGUUGUAAUCGGGAAACGAUCGAUGCUAAACUCGAGGAGACAACCGGAGCUAUUCGGGACCCGGUUAGGAGCGGUUCUAGUCACCGGAACCAUCCUCGCAACGAUUUUCUGGAAAUUAGACAAUUCGCCGAGAGGUAUACAAGAGCGAUUAGGGUUCUUCGCGUUCGCGAUGUCCACGACGUUCUACACGUGCGCGGAAGCGAUUCCGGUCUUUCUACAGGAGCGAUACAUAUUCAUGAGAGAAACCGCUUACAACGCUUACCGGAGAUCAUCGUACGUCCUCGCUCACACGAUAAUCUCGAUCCCGGCUCUGUUGAUCUUAUCCGGUUGCUUCGCCGCAACGACUUUCUGGGCCGUCGGACUCGCUGGAGGUUCCGAGGGAUUCCUCUUCUUCUUCUUAACGAUCCUCGCGUCGUUCUGGGCAGGGAGCUCCUUCGUGACGUUCUUAUCCGGCGUCGUUUCGCACGUGAUAAUCGGAUUCACGGUGGUUGUGGCGAUCCUCGCUUAUUUCCUCCUCUUCUCCGGAUUCUUCAUCGCCCGAGAUCGGAUCCCGAUCUACUGGAUCUGGUUCCACUACCUCUCGCUCGUGAAAUACCCUUACGAAGGAGUCCUGCAGAACGAGUUCGAAGAUCCGGCGAAAUGCUUCGUCCGGGGGAUCCAGAUGUUCGACAAUUCGCCGCUGGGGAAAGUCCCGGCCGCCAUGAAAAUCAGCUUGCUGAAGAGCAUGAGCAGCGUUCUCGGGAUCAAUGUAACGGCGGAGACGUGCGUGACGACGGGAAUCGACAUAUUGAAGCAGCAAGGGAUCACAGAUAUCAGCAAAUGGAAUUGCUUGUGGGUCACUGUCGCUUGGGGAUUCUUCUUCAGAAUUCUCUUCUACUUCACGCUCUUGAUUGGAAGCAAGAACAAGCGCCACUGA